Molecule: messenger RNA, 831 nt
Organism: Dissoconium aciculare CBS 342.82
Lineage: Eukaryota; Fungi; Ascomycota; Dothideomycetes; Mycosphaerellales; Dissoconiaceae
Exons: 2
Coding region: 85-732 (215 amino acids)
Source: RefSeq, a predicted model, not a curated record
CACAGACUACCUAGGGAAGCUUCAUGCUGGUAGCAAAAUUGACUCUACAGGAAAGAAUAAACUUCGCCAAAGAACAAAUAUGUCAUGGACGUUCGCAGCUGGCUACAACACACAGUCGAUCGUGCUUCACCAAAUGCUCCAGAGCUGGAGCGUCCCGACACCGUCAAAAGCCCACAUACAUCACCUGAUCGGGAUGUGAGGCACCGGCAGAAGUACUGUAGCAAGCGCAAACGCGAGCAUCGGCCACUCAGGAGCUCUCGAGUCCAAAGUCAUACACACGAAUUUCAAGAGUCGUCUGACAACAAUACCAGUGCCGUGGAGGAAAGAAGCAUCACCAGAUCCCCUUCGGCCGACAAUCGAAACAGCGAGCAUGCAUCAGAUAGUGCGAUAGGGGCGAUCAGUCUUCGAGGACCAUAUGAUAGACGAGCUCGUCGGAAGACUCGACCGGAUCGGUAUGAGCCAGUACCGAAACAGGCACCAAAAGCUGCAGUCAAGAAGACGGAGAGAAGGUCGAAGAGGACAGGGCAGAAGAAGAGACGUGCCAAGGAUGGCGCGCGAACACGAGCCCUUGUCCAGAGCUUUGAGAUGAGGAAUGGCCCAAAGAAGAAGCGCCUGACGCUACGAACGAGCGAUAAUCUCGGAAUUUUCAGACACGGACGGGCUUCACAUCAGACUUCUGGCGGGCGAGCAGGCUGUGGGUCAGGUCCAUAUUUUGCUAUCACUAUUCACUGACCUGUACACAGUACCAGAUCUUGCAUUCAAUGAGAUGAAGUUCUUACAAAAGAUGGAUACUCAGGGCGACGAUCAAGUAUCACAUGAUCCGUCUCGAAG